GUCGAAGAGCAGUUGCUCGGGGGGGCUGUCGCUACACCCAGCGAUCUCCGUCUCCCCGCCGGCCUCAGCCCCUCUGCUGUCUUUACAGAGGAAGAAGAUCGUCUUCUUCUGUGGGGCCUCUACGAGCAAGGCGUCAACGCAAUCCCGCUCGUGCAUGCGGCAGGUCAGGCUCCCGAGUUGCUGCGCGCUAGGCAGGCCUUACGCUCAUGCCGCGGUAUGUCUCGAGGCUUGCGAGGAGCUCGGGGAGCUCCACGGGGUUUAGAAGGGGUAUUGAUUGGCACGGAGGACGGGGAGGAGGAGGUGUCGGACAGAUGCAACAAUCCUCUGGACGAGUUUGACGAUCCCUACUCCCACUUCCUGACCCCGCCAGGGGGCCCCCCUGUGGGGGGCCCCUUCACUGGUCCGGGGGGGCUUUCCACCGCAGCGUACGGCAGCUCCGCGUCGAGGAGAGGCAGCAGCAGGGGUAGACCACGGGGGAGACCACGGGGAGGAGGGCAGCGACUGGGAAAUCGCGGGGGAGGGGGAGCAACAAGGGCAUGCACAGCAGUAGUGCCCCCCGCUGCAUUCGUGGCAACGGCUGUUGCUGCAGCUGGCACUCAGCCUACGGCCAGUGCGGCCUCCUCUGCCCCUUCAAUGUCUCCUUCAAUGGGAGGCUUGACGUUCGGCAGAGAGAGCGAAAAACACGCAAUGCAUGUGGACUCCCCCGCCCAUCUGACAGCAGACUUGACUGAGCUGUAG
Cyclospora cayetanensis is the source of this 738-nucleotide messenger RNA. RefSeq lists its product as uncharacterized. The annotation marks the transcript as partial. The record is from RefSeq and is a predicted model, not a curated record. The transcript is spliced from 2 exons. NCBI's taxonomy places the organism in Eukaryota, Apicomplexa, Conoidasida, Eucoccidiorida, Eimeriidae.